Molecule: messenger RNA, 255 nt
Organism: Funneliformis mosseae
Lineage: Eukaryota; Fungi; Glomeromycota; Glomeromycetes; Glomerales; Glomeraceae
Source: the annotation of a GenBank genome assembly
AUGAGCAGUGUAUUUGGUGGAUGGUUUGGAGUAUUUAGUGUUGGGUUUGGGAUUUUAUUGUUACAAGCAGAAAACAUUCUCCCGCCAAGUUAUGCAAACUUUCGAGAUCCUCAAUUUUUUCCCACUUCUACAAUCAUUCUUGGCUGCAAUAACUCAGACCCUUCUGGCGGAAUCAUCUUUGGCACAACUGCGACACAACGCAAUACUCACUAUCAUUACCAACGUGUAUGCUUUCAGGCAGCUCGUUCGCAAUAA